AUGUUCAAAGUUAAGGUCAAAGUAUUCUACGCACUGUGCCCCAUCGAGCUCAAAUUCAAGCUACCGGAUCACUGCAGUGUAGUCCAUGCGGAAGUAGCCGCAGUCAAGAAAGAAAUUGUUGGUUACUACUAUCAAGAAAAUAAACAUUUACUUCGGCAUUCAAGAGCCAAUGAAAGCUCUGGGCUGGAUACAUGGUACGAAUUGGAGCGCUAUCUACGAGAUGAACCCAAAUUGCAAUCAUACAAAAAAAUCCAUUCCGAAAUCGACACAGCUUGGGAUCUGCUAUCCGCACCAGCGCGCAUUUUCGAGGAGCUGAAAAUCAAAGAGCAAAAUCUCGAUUCAGUUUCAACUACAUCGUCAGUAUCAUCAACAUGUUCAGGUAUGUCGUGGGAUAGCAGUGGUUCACAGACGCUUAGUUGUUCAGUUGUGGUGAAGAAGGAGCGGAUAGAUGAAGAUGAAGAUGAACUGCAUUUGGAUGGUUGUGAGGAAAAAUUUACCGCAUCUGCAUUGGCCACAUCGCUGGGUAAUGCCGCUGCCACCUCACUCGCGUAUUCACCAUGUGGAUCUGCUUCGAGUACGCCCACGCCGGUUGCUGGUGCCAUCAAUACUGCCAGUAUCGGGACCACUAUUUCGACAGUAUCGGAGAAGGGCAUUAAAUUGCGCGUGAUUACCACAAAGGCUCAUAACAAAGGUGCUACUAAUCGUGCUAAUAGCAUUAAUGUUAGCAUCAGCAGUGGCCAUAAUAGCAACAAUCAAAGUAACAGUAGUAGCAGUACAAGCCCGCAUGAUUAUAUGUCGCCGACGCUGACGCCACCAUCAUCACCCGAAUCGAUACGUACCAGCAACACAAAUAACACUCAGCAGCAGCAACAGCAACAACAAAUCGAUGCUGGCACCCUAAGUGCUACCGAGUUGGCUGCACUUAUUCAACAGCAACAGCGCCUCGGUCAGACGCAAUACUCCGCUGGAUCACCAACUUCAGCAGCCAUACUACGCUUUUCCAGUGCCGUAUCGACUCUGGUUAAUAGCAGCAAGAAUCCUACAUUGACGUCGACUACAGUUCCUCUGCUACAACAGCAACAACAACAGCAGCAAAAGUCACACUUGAGCACACAAACUACGAGCGCUGGCACCAAUACCGAACCACAUCCGCUACAACCAACGCAGUCACAGUCAUCAGUAUCGUCUUCGUCGUCAUCUUCGUCAACGGUACAUAGCAACAUUCCGCGCAGCACUAUCGUUCGUCUAACAUCAGCGAAUGGUACGAAGAGUGGCGCUAUUAGUUUGGCGCGUAUCAUACAAAUGCAGAAUAGUGGUAGUGGGAGUGUGGCUGCAGCGAUGCUGAAUGCGACAGUUACUUCGAAACAACAACAACAAAUGCAACAACAUGUGAUGAAUAUGGCGGUGACAGCAGCGCAGAUCGCACAGCGUGGCACGCAACUGCAGAAUCCGCAAGUAACCACAUUGACCACUAAGAACCACCAACGACUACAUGAUCAUAGUCCAGAUGCUAAGCGUCGAAUACAUAAGUGCCAAUUUUUGGGUUGCAAAAAAGUCUAUACAAAAAGUUCGCAUCUAAAAGCGCAUCAAAGAACGCACACCGGCGAGAAACCAUAUAAAUGCUCUUGGGAAGGAUGUGAGUGGCGUUUCGCACGCAGCGACGAAUUGACGCGACACUAUCGCAAGCACACGGGCGCCAAGCCGUUUAAAUGUCGUAACUGUGAUCGCUGCUUCUCCCGUUCAGAUCACUUGGCGUUGCAUAUGAAGCGUCACAUGUAAAUAAACUAAAAAGUUUUCCAAAUAGAAUGAAGCAAAUAGAAUGGAACAGAUGAACGAAAGUGGCAUACCAAAUGAAGGUGCAAAAUGUGCAAAUGUGUUAAGACUAACCGAAAGCAGUACAUAUGUAGCAGUAACUGAAAAGAUAAUUAAAAAAUGCAAAAAAUCAAAGAAAAACCAUACACACUAAAAUUAGCUAUAAGGAAAAAAAUUAGAUAUUAAGAGAAAUCAUAUAAAAUGAAAAAAAAACAAAUGAUAAUUGAGAAAUGUAAUCAUAAUGUGCCAUCAACACACAAAAAAUGCAAACAUUAAAAAAUAAUUAGCUAAGGAAAUACAAAUAAUAAUAAAUAUCAAAACAAAAAAAACGCACACACACUUGACAAAAAACCAAAAACCAAAAAAAAAAAAAAAAUACAAAAUCGCGUAUGGAAAUUAUUUCAAAUUUUUUAACUUUAUCUAAUGCGACUACAUAAAUUUAGGCUAAUCUUUGAACACAUUCAACAAAUUUCCAUAUUAUUUGUGUGCAAAUAUAAAUAUGUAUUGUAUACAAAAAUUAACAAUGCAAAUAGUUGAUAAUUUUAUUAUGUUGACGUAACAACAUACUGUACUCCUUCAGGUGUUCAAUGCAUUACAUUUUAGAUCGCUACAAAGCUGCUUUAAUUCACGCAUACAAAUAAAUAAAUACAUACAUUACAUAUGUAUAUAAAAAUCUUUAAGAG
This is a messenger RNA of Anastrepha obliqua, 2495 nucleotides long. Its product is annotated as Krueppel-like factor luna. Gene Ontology annotation, biological process: regulation of transcription by RNA polymerase II. The record is from RefSeq and is a predicted model, not a curated record. Gene Ontology annotation, molecular function: RNA polymerase II cis-regulatory region sequence-specific DNA binding; DNA-binding transcription factor activity, RNA polymerase II-specific. The transcript has 4 exons. Bases 1 to 1779 code for a protein of 592 amino acids. Lineage: Eukaryota; Metazoa; Arthropoda; Insecta; Diptera; Tephritidae.